AUGGCGACGUCGCUGCUGACGAAGGACACGGUAAUCAAGGUCAGCUCGACGCUCGACAAGUCCGUGGGCAAGAAGAAUCUUAUCGAUGGCAGUCCGGAGACGUGUUGGACAUCUCAGCAGGGCCUUCCCCAGUAUGUCCAGGUGGUCUUUGAUCGCCCGGCGAAACCAGAGACCAUAUCCCUCACCUUCCAAGGCGGCUUCGUGGGGAAAACUUGCAUCGUGUCCGUCACGCAAGGAGGGUCUAGCGACUGGCAGGAGAUGACACGCAUCUACCCUGAAGACGUCAAUCGGCAGCAGACCUUCCCCCUCUCCACCGAUCUCGACUUGUCCCAAGGUGCCGAAAGGCUGAGGCUAACCUUCGAUGAAAGCACCGACUUCUUCGGCCGCAUCACUAUCUACGACCUCAAGAUACUAGGCUCCUUCGUGGCCGCCUAA
Molecule: messenger RNA, 435 nt
Organism: Schizophyllum commune H4-8
Lineage: Eukaryota; Fungi; Basidiomycota; Agaricomycetes; Agaricales; Schizophyllaceae
Product: galactose-binding like protein
Exons: 3
Coding region: 1-435 (144 amino acids)
Source: RefSeq, a predicted model, not a curated record